AUGAUAUCUGGUAGAUGUGCAGCUUGCAAGAAUCAAAGAAGAAGAUGUCCUUCAGAUUGCAUUUUCUCUCCAUACUUCCCUGCCAAUGAUCCUCAAAGAUUUGCUUCUGUUCACAAAAUCUAUGGUGGCAGUAAUGUUGGGAAAAUGCUUCAGCAAAUUCCACCAUAUUUACGUGAACAAACUGCAAAUUCUUUAUACUUUGAAGCACAAUGUAGGAUUCAAGACCCAGUUUAUGGAUGUGUUGGGAUUAUCUCAAAACUAUAUGAGCAAAUCCACAAUACAGAAAUUGAACUUGCUCAAAUUCAAACUCAGAUUACAUGUCACAAGCUUCAACUGCUGCACCCAAAUAAUGCAGAAACAAACUUCAACUUGUUGCCAACAGCUGAAGCUCAAUCCAAUUUUCAAAUACCACCAGAAAGCAACAACCCUCCACAGUUUCAAUGGCCUAAUCAAGUUCCUUGGUUUAAUUAA
This is a messenger RNA of Vigna angularis (adzuki bean), 471 nucleotides long. RefSeq names its product LOB domain-containing protein 24. The coding region runs from base 1 to 471 and encodes 156 amino acids. NCBI's taxonomy places the organism in Eukaryota, Viridiplantae, Streptophyta, Magnoliopsida, Fabales, Fabaceae. The transcript has 2 exons. The record is from RefSeq and is a predicted model, not a curated record.